AUGUCGCAGGCAAUUUCGUUUGUUACUAUCGCUGUGGUGAUAGCUUGCGUCGGAGUUGCUAUUGCCUCAUUGGUUCUCAACAUUAUCAUUCUCGGAAAUGUCAAUGAUCUCAGCACAUCAAUUAACAAUAAUCCUGUAUGGCACUACACUCCAGCUCCACAAACCAAUUCCACUGCUGGUACAGUAAGCACAAGUGCUGCUUACAAACAGGCAGCUAAUUAUUUGUUGAACGGUCUCGAUGACACAAUUGAUCCAUGCCAGGACUUUUAUGCAUUCACUUGCAAUAAGUUCCUUCAAAACACUGAUCUCAAGAAACUCGGACGGUCUCGUCUUGGAACUUAUGAUCAAGCUCAAAUCGACGUGUACUCUGAAAUCAUUUCUGCCCUUGAUAGUGUCGACGUCAAAAGCGCCACCACCUCCAUGACCGAGAGGAUUACAAAAGCGGCUUUCGUCUCAUGCAAGAACUAUUUGGGUAACCCGCCAGACAAGACACAAGCAGUCUACACUGAGAUCAAGACAUUGUUCGGAGGAGUUCCAUUUUUCGGGGAGCCUCUUGACAAGAAUGUAGACUACUGGAAUGUUGCUGGUCAGAUUGAACAGAAACAUGCUGUUGGAACUUUGACCUACACCAUUGCCUCAUCCGAUUACAAAGAUCACACCAAGAACGCUUUGUAUACUGGACCACCAGGACUCGCUCUUGCCAGAGACUUCUACGUGAAACCACAAUACAUUGAUCAGGUCAACGCUCGUGUUGCUGAUGUCAAUGAUCUUCUGACUGCUUUUGCCGACGCUCUCGGAAAGACUCCGGGAUCCGAUGCCCUUCUUACUGCCGCUCAGGAAGUUGUCGCUUUUGAAGUUCUGAUCGCUAUGGCUUCCUGGCCUGAUGAUUUGUUGAGAAACUACCAACAACAAUACAAUGCUUACAACAUUGCCAGUGCCACCGCUGCCUAUGGAGCUAUCAACUGGAAGUCUUACCUCGGCCAACUUUUCGAUACAGUAUCCUCUGUUCAGAACCAGGCUAACUACAACAUCGUUGUCACUGAACCAUCUUACUUCGCCUGGCUUAACAGUGUCUUCGCCGGUCAAACGGCUAACACCACCGUCGUUGCCAACUACAUGAUCGCCCAGCUGUUGGCUGAUGAAGCUGAUUUUAUCAACCCAGCUACCGCCAGAGUAGCUUCCAAGAAUAACUACAUUCACUACGCCUUGAGAAGCGGACGUGGUGUUGGAAAGCACGGAAAGAGAGACUACAGAAAGAUGGAUCUCGACGGAAUCUCCCAAGGAUGCAUGGAUCUUCUUACAGCUUAUAUGCCGUACGGAACUGGAUAUGUGUACGUUAAAUCCAAGAAAGACAAGUACCAAGUCCAAAGUGAUGUCAACAACCAAACCACCCUGAUCAUCAGCAAUUUCCAGAACAUGAUUAAUUCUCUCCAAUGGAUGGACGACUUCAGCAAGAACCGUGCACACAACAAAUCUGACUCUUUGGUAAAGAACUUCGGAUGGCCUACUGCCAUGUUUGGUGACUUCAAUGACUUCACAGCUGUUGACAAGUACAAUCAGGACUAUGCCAGAAUCAUUGAUAUCUACAAUGCUGACCCAUCUAACAUCUAUGAUAUCUUCGCUGUCUUGAAGCAAGGAAUGGAGGUCAGAGAAUUCUUCAGAAUCAUGGACGAGAAGGCUGACAGAAGUAACUUCCUUCAAUCUCCAGCUAUGGUCAACGCUUGGUACCAACCGGAGCGUAACUCCAUCACCUUCCCAUAUGCUGCUUGGAACCCACCAUACUAUAAUUUCGCCUAUCCACAGGCCUACAAUUUCGCCGGACAGGGAGGAACUGGAGGACACGAGUUGACCCAUGGAUAUGAUGACGAGGGAGUUCAAUUCGGUUUCAAUGGAGAGCUUACUGAUUGUGCAUGGAACAAAUGUGGGUGGAUGGACGCCAACUCGUCUUCUGGAUUCAUUGAUAUGGCUCAAUGUGUUGUCACACAAUUUAGUACUCAAUGUUGUCCAGAAAAGACUGGAAACGUGCACUGUGCCAAUGGAGCAACCACUCAAGGAGAGAAUAUUGCUGAUCUUGGAGGUCAACAGGCCGCUUAUAGAGCAUACAGACAAUAUGUUGCUAAUGUCAGAGGAGGAGUUGAGGAGGAUAGACUUCCAGGAUUGGAAAACUACACUCCAAACCAAAUCUUCUGGAUUACUUAUGGAUAUUCGUGGUGCAUGAAGCAAUCUGAUAGCAAUUUGGUUCAUCAGCUCCUCACCAAUCCCCACUCCCCAGCUCAAUGCAGAACUAACCAGGUGAUGCAAGAUAUUCCUGAAUUUGGAAGAGACUUUGGAUGUGCCCGUGGAACACCAAUGUUCCCAGAACCAUCUGGCAGAUGCAAGGUUUGGGUUGGACAAUAA
This is a messenger RNA of Caenorhabditis remanei, 2397 nucleotides long. RefSeq lists its product as uncharacterized. The transcript is spliced from 13 exons. NCBI's taxonomy places the organism in Eukaryota, Metazoa, Nematoda, Chromadorea, Rhabditida, Rhabditidae. Bases 1 to 2397 code for a protein of 798 amino acids. Gene Ontology annotation, molecular function: metalloendopeptidase activity. Gene Ontology annotation, cellular component: plasma membrane. The record is from RefSeq and is a predicted model, not a curated record. Gene Ontology annotation, biological process: protein processing.